Messenger RNA from Musa acuminata subsp. malaccensis (wild Malaysian banana), 1432 nucleotides. RefSeq names its product cycloartenol-C-24-methyltransferase 1. Gene Ontology annotation, molecular function: sterol 24-C-methyltransferase activity. Lineage: Eukaryota; Viridiplantae; Streptophyta; Magnoliopsida; Zingiberales; Musaceae. Gene Ontology annotation, cellular component: endoplasmic reticulum. Gene Ontology annotation, biological process: sterol biosynthetic process. The record is from RefSeq and is a predicted model, not a curated record.
AUCGGUGCAUUCAUGUAUCGGUAGUCUUGGAUCCGAUUUGAGUCUGCUGGCGGAUGGCGUUCUUUUGGUUUGAAUAACAUUCUGCGGGCAUCGUUUUCUUUCUCCCUAUUUCGACAUUCUCGCCUGCUGCUGCCAAAAAACCCGCCUUUGCAUUUUUUAUUCUCGGGAGAAGUUGACAGAGAUCGUGCUUGUUAGGUUGAUCGCGAGAUGUCGAAGUCAGGGGCGUUGGAUCUUGCUACAGGAGUAGGAGGGAAGAUCAAGAAGGAAGAUGUGCAGUCUGCUGUCGAGCAGUAUGAAAAAUAUCAUGUUUGUUUUGGAGGGGGUGAGGAAACAAGAAAAGCAAACUACAGUGAUAUGGUAAAUAAGUAUUAUGAUCUUGCCACAAGCUUCUAUGAAUUUGGUUGGGGAGAAUCAUUUCACUUUGCUCCCAGAUGGAAAGGGGAGUCAUUGCGUGAAAGCAUUAAGCGGCAUGAACACUUUCUUGCCUUGCAACUAGGGUUGAAACCUGGAAUGAAGGUGUUGGAUGUUGGUUGUGGAAUUGGUGGACCCCUACGAGAAAUUGCCAGAUUUAGCUCAACAUCAAUUACUGGAUUAAACAACAAUGAGUACCAGAUUUCAAGGGGAAGAGAGCUCAACCGUGUAGCAGGAUUGUCUGAGUCAUGCAACUUUGUUAAGGCCGACUUCAUGAAAAUGCCAUUUCCGGAUAACUCAUUUGAUGGUAUCUACGCGAUAGAAGCAACUUGCCAUGCUCCCGAUGCGGUUGGCUGCUACAAGGAGAUCUACAGGGUGCUGAAGCCUGGUCAGCGUUUUGCAGUAUACGAAUGGUGCAUGACCGAUCAUUUCGAUCCCGAUAACGAAAGCCACCAAAAGACCAAAGCCGAAAUUGAGCUUGGAAAUGGCCUUCCUGAUAUAAGAACUACAAAACAAUGCCUUGAUGCCUUGAAGCUUGCAGGAUUUGAGGUCAUAUCCGAGAAGGAUCUUGCAGCGGAUUCGCCUGUAUCUUGGUACUUGCCAUUGGACACAAGUCAGUUCUCGAUAACUAGCUUCCGCUUGACAUCAUUUGGGCGAUUCAUCACGCGAACCAUGGUCAAGACACUGGAAUUUGUUGGCAUUGCUCCUGCAGGAAGCAACAGAGUCUCAUCGUUCCUGGAAAAGGCUGCUGAGGGGCUCGUUGAAGGUGGAAGGAAGGAGAUCUUUACACCCAUGUGCUUCUUCUUGGUUCGCAAGCCUCUCUCAGAAUCUUGAGACGCAUGAGAUGUAUUUGCUAGCUUGCUUGGUGGCCGAAGACAUUGUCAUUGAUUAGUGGAUUGACUGUCGAACACAGAAACAUCUCGAUUGUUACAUUCUUUGGAUGUUUAUCUUGAAGAUCUUAGAAUGUGUUGCCAGAAUCAAUGUUCUGCUUAAGUAUUAUUAGCCAUCUCCACCUUCAUCA